AUGCGGCCGGGUCGGAGCCGGCUGGGUGGAAGGUCGGCGACCCGGAGCCGGCCUGGGGUUGGUGCGUGGGAGCGGAGGCGGAGGAGGAGGCCGGAGCCGGCCGGGCCCGGCGCAGCCGGCGCGGGAGCGGAGCCGCAGUUGGCCGGGGCAGCGGAGGCCGGCUACAGCGGCGAGGCGGACGGCCUCCCACUCGAGGCGGCGUGCGGGGAAGUCGGCACGGGGAGGAACCGGCGCAGGGCGGCCGAGCCGGCGCCGGGUUGUGCGCGGGCGCCGGAUGCGGAGGCCGGCUCCCGGCGACUCGGCGAUCCGGCGCGGGAGUGGCGCAGGCGGGGGGCUCCGGUAGCAGGGGACGCCACUGUACCCGGCGUGGUGCGCGGGAGCUGGCAGCAGGGGACGCCACAACAGCCGGCGCCGGGACACGCGCGGGCGGCGAGCCGGCGAAGCGGCGUGGGCCUGCGGUCAACGAGGCGCAGCCGGCUGGAGCUUCCAGCCGGCGGGCGGGACGCGGAGCAGUCGGCCCAUGGUGAUGCGAGCGCGUGGAGGGAGCAGGGGUGGCCCGCGUGCGCGUGGCCGUGGACGUGCUCGCGGGAGCAGGUGGACGAGCGGCAGUCCGCAGCGCAGCGGACGCGCGUCCGUGGGAGCGGUAUGGCGGAGGAGUCGGAGUCCGGGCGAUGGGCCGCCUGCGUUCGGGAACUGGGCAGCCGGCGUGAGGGCGAAGUCGGGCGCAGGACUGCCCAGGCGGCCGGCUCGGGCGAAGGGCGGCGGGCGAACCCGGCCGAAGAGGCGCGUGGCCGAGCGCGGAGCCGGCCCGGGCGAGAAGCGGCAAGCGGACCCAGCGCCGGCAGGCUGCGCGGCCAUGGGGACGCAACAGCGAGCGGCAGGCGGGGCUGCAGCCGGACGCCGCAAGCAGGGGCCGAGCGGCGCACGCGCUCGGAGGGAGGCCAGGCGCGGGAGGAGCUCGUGGGCAGCAGCUGCUCAGGAGGAGCAAGGAGGCGGAGGAGCUAG
Molecule: messenger RNA, 1005 nt
Organism: Aegilops tauschii subsp. strangulata
Lineage: Eukaryota; Viridiplantae; Streptophyta; Magnoliopsida; Poales; Poaceae
Source: RefSeq, a predicted model, not a curated record